Molecule: messenger RNA, 1690 nt
Organism: Syngnathoides biaculeatus (alligator pipefish)
Lineage: Eukaryota; Metazoa; Chordata; Actinopteri; Syngnathiformes; Syngnathidae
Gene: tinf2
Product: TERF1 (TRF1)-interacting nuclear factor 2
Exons: 11
Coding region: 127-1509 (460 amino acids)
Biological process (GO): regulation of telomere maintenance via telomere lengthening; telomere capping
Cellular component (GO): shelterin complex
Molecular function (GO): telomeric repeat DNA binding
Source: RefSeq, a predicted model, not a curated record
GGGCUUCUUUAAGCACCGCUCCACCGUGAUGUGUAGAACUAUAAAAUGUAAUGCUUAAUAUGCUGAAGUGAAGGCGGGAGGACGAAGAUCGCGAGUUGAUUUUAAGCUAGCCGCGAGCGUUGUACAAUGGCGACGAGAAAACUCAAAGACGUGUUUGCUGAUGUCAGCCUCCCCUUCGCCGCCUUGCGGAAGCUGGCUCCACCGAUGCGUUUGCUGUCCGCCGCUUUCUGGAAGGUGAUGCAGCAGAGGGACGUGGCCCAGUACGGCGUCCUGGAAGAGUUUGUGUCGUCCGCGUGCGAGAACGUGCCGGGGUUGAUCGCCUUCAGGCACCAGGUCAAGCUCACGUUGGGGCUCAGAUCGCGGCUCAUCCUGGAACUUCUGCGCACCCCCCAGCCCGAUGCCAGUGUCAUCAAGACGCACCUGAAAAGGAUCUGCAAUCCUUCCAUCCCCUCGACGUCUUCCAGUCCGACUGUGCAGCUGGACAUGAAGGUGGAAAAAUCAGUGGAGAAUUUCCACAAGAUGGUGCACAAGAUUCUCACCGACCCAGCCGCCAAAGAGGAGUACUUCCAGGGGGAGUUCCUUCAGGACUACGGCCCUCACUUCGACCAGGCAUUGGAGAAGCUUCUGUGGGAGUUCCUCAUUCGCUUGGAUCGACUGCUCCCAGUGCCCUCCCUUUCUCAGACUGUGUCCUGGAUGAGCGAAACCCCCGCUGUCGUGGAAGGGUGCGCCCUCGCGGACUCCCAGCACCAGCUCCUGAGGAUUUUGCUGGACCAUCAAACGUGCCUCGGGCAUCUCGAUCCCACAGCAUCCAUCCCCACAAACAUGGGAGACUCUGUCUUGGCGUCGCUCUCUUUACCCCCCUCUGGAAAAGCGUCCUCAAAUCCGCAACAAGACUCCAACACAUCCUCUUCUGGUGAUCAGCCGGCGCGGAGACUAGAAAAAACGCCCGCCGACAGGCCGAUAAACGACGACGCGCCGGCAGAGCAGCAGUCCAAACAAGAUGGCGAGUGGCUGACAAGGUCGCCGGUUAGGAGUCACCACACGAAGCGCAAGCGAGCGGAUGAUGACGACGACGACGACGAGGAAACGUCCACGUCUAAAAGUGCUCGCGCCCUCGCUGCUGCCUGUCUGCGGCGCCGAGCCAGGGUUGUGAUCCGAAAACUGCCGUGCUCUGAACUCCCGAGAACGCGAAGGACCUCGAGCGGGCCCUCUGUGGAAGUCUGCAGCUUAGACGAUAAAGAGAAUUGUCCCACGGGAGAAAGUGUAGGCGCCCCGUCGUUGUCGUCGUCCCUGCGACGGAGCAGCAAAGGGCCGCCGGCGCUGCGCGGCGACGACUACGUUGCUGACUCCGAGGACGAAGGCACCAAGAACUUCAAAGAGAGGGUUUUUGGGAUGUCGCGGGAAACCAGAGUGCCCACCCGGAGAAAACCCACGCAGGCACGGACGGGGAGAACGUGCAAACUCCACACAGGCUGGGCCGGGAUUGAACCCGCGUCCUCAGAACUGUGAGGUCAUCGCUUUACCAGCUGACCCACUGUGCCCCCCAAACGGAAGUUUCCGAAGAAAGGAUUGACCGCCGCGUUGGACACCAGGAUGUCGACGCCGCCGCAGCGAUCCAACGUCUGCGGAGGACACGGGAACACCGGGUUUUACGGCGCACGCGGGCGGCACUCGAGGCCCCGCACUUUCC